CGUCCGUAAAGGCUUUAUGAACGCCGAAAAAGCUGGCUGCCGGGUACGCAACUAGGGCUGCUCUAGUGACAGUCUCCCGAGUUUUUCUCCGGCGUUGGACGCACGCGGAAGAUUCGCGUCGCCUGCGUUUGACCAGUUUGCCUCCUCCGAAUCCUUCGCGCUUAACCGUUAGGCAAAAGGCUGGCUGUCUCAGUACAGAGGCGAGAGGACCACGGGAUCUCGCCGUCGACUCGAGCCCCGAGUCGGUGAAGAUCCGCGCGCAAGAAAGACACCGCCGGAACUUCACCUUCUUCGUCUACCUUAGCUGAUUCUCAGUUCUCCAACGAGCAUAUCCCAGGCGUGUGGCGCUCGCUCGGCUGUGAUCCACGUCGCUGUCUCGUCCAAAUUGCGGCAUUCCCGGUCGCCGUUCUCAGUCGGAAGACGCCGUACACAACGCUCAGCGGCCGACCUGGACGGAUCGUUUUCGGUGCCGCGUUUGUUGUGCGUGUCUGUGAGACGUCCAGGACGCGAGUGCCCAAGAGCUAGCCGCCUUCCUCGGCCGACGAGCACUUGUCGACGAAGUCGGGACGCUCCGCGCGUCGUGCGACAGGCCGCCACCGGCUGGCCCUGUGCACGGUUACCGUCGAGGCCACGGUGAAGAGGGCGGUUCUGUUUGUGCCUCCGGAUCGGCCGUGGAGGUCCGUCCAGCCAGUGCCAGCCUGAGCUUUCACGGAACUGAGCCAGCUGGAGCGCCACUUUCCCGCUGACCUCGGACUUUGUCCUUGUUCGGCCCAGGCCUUAAAUAGGUGAGACGUAUAGGAGUCCAGGAAAGGGCGGGCUUGUGGUCACGGUGGGGACGGGAGCUGCCAGAGCGCAGGCGACGGUGCGCGACGUCCCUGCGGAUGCAUCCUGUAUGACGGCGGUGCGACGACGACUGCAUUGCAUGGAUCGCUUCAUCUGAGCCAGGAAGAGCGAGCCAACAGGCGACCUUGAGCAAGCCGGACGACGCAGGUGGUGGUGUGCGAUCGUGAAGAAGCACCAGCAGCAGCAGGCAGAGGCCGGGGGCCACCCAGCGACCGCUGAGGCGGCGCUGUCGGGCUACCUGCGGGACGUUGCAACGCCAUGCAGAGCCUGCGUGAGCUCACGGGCCUGGACCCGCGCGAUCUGACCUCGGAGGAGGACCUGGUGCUGGUCAGGUCCCACGAGCCGUGGCCGUCGCUCGAGCCUCUGCCCGACGGGGUCCGCGCCCACCGCGACGGGGCCUACCUGCGCCUCGGUCGAGACUCGCUGGUAGCGGGACUCAAGGCGGGAUACUUGGCCAAGAUCAGCGCCCAGGUCGCGGUGUUUGCGGGCUGUCCCCGCUUCUGCUGCUCGCGUCGCUUCCAGGAGGCAGUGACGCAGCUGUGCUGCCGCGCCACCACCGUGGUGCUGGUGCACAACCUCAACACCCUGUGGGACCUGCUCGCCCUGUUCCCGGCGCUGGACACCCUCUACCUGCUGCACGACCUCGCGGUGCACCAGCAGUGGACGCCACCCGCGGAGGUCGACGGGGUGCCGCACGCUCUAGCCAACGGCGAGUCGGGUGACCACGCUUCGCUGUCACCGGUACAUGCCAGUCUUCGGCUCCUGUACGGGGACUGCGACGCCCUCCGCCUGAACCACCUGUUCCUGGGCACCGGGGCGACCUUAAGCCUGGCACAACAAUGCGCCAACCUGAUCGAGCUGGAGGCCAACAUUGUGGAGCAGGCGACUGGCGCGUCACCAAAGCUUCCAGAGCUCGACGCGGAGGCCGGUGCCCCGCGCCCAUGGAGCAGCCUGGUGCUGGGCUGCGCGCUACCCACGCAAGAGGUGUUCGUGUCGGCGGACAUCGUUCUGGAGGCGGCGAAGCGCUGUCCCGUGCUCCGCCACCUGCAGAUCGUCGCGUCCAACGAGGCGGCCGUCUACAGCGCCGGCGCGUUCCAGGAGCUGCGGUCCCUGUCGGUGCUGUACCGCACCGCCGACGGCUCGCCGCCGAAGAAGUGUCGCUACCGCGCCGUCUCCGCCGUGCUGUCCAAGUUCUCGCUCGAGGCCCUCUGCCUGCGCGCCUUCUCGGCCGUCAGCUUGACCGGGCUGGCCACCAGCUGUGCCCGGCUACGCCGGCUGCAGCUGGUCGACUGCGAGCUGCGCGACCUCGAGCUGCUGGACGACGCGUUCCCACAGCUGGAGGAGCUGGAGGUGAGCUACGUGCCGCCCAAGGGUCUGGUGCGUCUGAUCGCCGCCUGCCCGAACCUGAGGUCGCUGUCGAUCCGGGACCGGGGCGCCUCGUUCGGCUUCCUGCGCGAGGCCUCGUGUCCCAAGGCGGGGCGCCUGGCCAGGCUCGAGCAGGUGGCGCUGAACGCCGACCGGUCGCUGAGGGAGAUGGGCCUCGAGGAGCGCGACCUGCGCAUGACCGUGAACGCGCUGCCUUCGCUGGCUCGCGUCGCCGUCGACUCGUUCGAGGCGCGCCUUUUCCUGGCGGAGUACGCGCCCCGUCUGGAGCUCGACUGGUCGACGUGCUCCGUCUGCGCGGCCAGGUUCCCGCAGUGGAACAGGGAGCACGUGGACCUGUGGGCGCAUGCGCAGAAGUCCCCGGACGGCUAGGACCUCUCGCGGAAGGACGCGGAACUAGAGCGGGAGAAAGGUCCGGACUGGGUGCGCAAGGAUUGCGUGAGACCAACGUAGUGUUGGCGCGUGAAGUUCGCUUUAGCGCGACGCGUACGACCGCAAGGGAUUUCGCCCGUCUUUGCGUCUCACUGUCUCGUUCUCUUUGCAUUUGCGGUAACAUGUUUUCGCGGUGGUCCAGUGAAAUGAUUUUGCUUUCAUCGUUUUUCUUUUUGUUGUUUGUUCGUCGCAGAACGAGGAGCACUACAGCACCUACCUGAUUGACGAUAUUUAGGAUAUGCAUAAAACCGGGUGUCGUGUGCUGACCGGCGCAAUACAUAGUGAUAGAAUAUGAGUUCUCCCAGAUUCCUUGUGUGUUUCAUCGUUAAUACGUUUGAAAACUUAUAUGGCAGCAAGUGCGUGAGAUUAUUGACGACGAGCACAUUAUUAGUGUGUGGCGCAGGAUUCCAAAGACCGUCUGACCAAUUAUUUUUACGCGUCCUUAGAACAUUUCUUUGAAACCUCACCUCUAGUCACUAUGUCGUUCGGACAGUCGAUGUACUCUACAAAACACGCACAUGAAUAAUAACGGUGUACCCUGCUUGGCGAAGAUGCUGCAGUUGAACAAAGAACGUGUGGACCUGCGGAGCGUGGCCGAUUGGGCACCGUACGAUAUAAAUUUGCAUGCAGCGUGACCAUGGAAUGCUUGAAUAGAGAGGUCCAGGGUGAUAAGGAGUUGUGGUAGGACGCGCAGAAUAGAUGUUUACCACUGGUCUUUUUUUCAGACCAAGGAGUGCCUUAAAGUUCGGUUUAAUGUGAUGUAUGCUUCAGUGUUGCAUUGAACAUGCAGUUCGCAUUGUGCCAUCAAAUACCGCGGGUUGGCAACGCAGCAAACUAAUACGGCAGAUAAAAAGUCAGUCCAAUGUUCGCGUCAGUCGCUCUUUUCUGCGUGCUCACUGCAGGUCCUGCAGAAUCUGAAUUAUGCUACACCAACUGGACCAAGUUUCUGCCGUAUUGACAUUCUAUACAAGGAGGCAGCGGGGCCGCUGCCUGCGAUGUUUUCUACAAUAAAUCGGUUAUCAGAAGCGCCUCCCCGUC
This is a messenger RNA of Dermacentor andersoni, 3696 nucleotides long. RefSeq lists its product as uncharacterized. Lineage: Eukaryota; Metazoa; Arthropoda; Arachnida; Ixodida; Ixodidae. The record is from RefSeq and is a predicted model, not a curated record.